Molecule: messenger RNA, 2517 nt
Organism: Volvox carteri f. nagariensis
Lineage: Eukaryota; Viridiplantae; Chlorophyta; Chlorophyceae; Chlamydomonadales; Volvocaceae
Exons: 13
Coding region: 1-2517 (838 amino acids)
Source: RefSeq, a predicted model, not a curated record
AUGGUCUUGCUUGGGCUUGACGACAAGAAAUUUCUCGACAGCGAGCUUGACAACCUUGCAAAGGAGGGCUAUCUCGACCGUGAUGACUUUGCGAGCGCCUCUUCUGAGGGCCUCCAAAAAGCUGGGCUAAGGUCGGCGCGAGUCGACCAGAUCCUCAAAGCGCAAGGCGCGGCUGGUCACGGUGGAGGGGCGGCCGGCAGCACGGGCCAGGGAGGCCGCCGCUGCGCCGCCGAAGGCACGAUUGCCACAUUCUGGGCUACGCUGCCACAUGCGGCUGUGAGGGGGGAGCCUGGCCGCGAGGUGCUGACACUUGCUGGUGGUGCACGGUUUCCUUGGCCACGAUGGGCGCACGUGGAUCGCCUGCUGCGCCGCAGCUGCUACGAGGUGGCCUACAAUGAGAUGAUGGCUUUGCAGGAGGGCCCUCCGGACAGUGCCCUGAGGCGCUUUCUGAUCCUCGGGACGCCAGGCAUCGGCAAGAGCGCCUUCCUGCUGGACAUGCUCUACCGCCUAGCCUGCCUGGGGCGGACGGUCGUGUUUGUUCAUGGGGCCACCAGCAAGCAGGCGCUCCUGUUCACACCCAAUGGCGUGUUCACUGCGGACGACGCCACCGUCUUCCAUGCCGAGCUGUCGGAUCCAAAUACCUGGUUCCUCUGUGACGCCUUCGGCUACAAGUCGGUAGUGGGUGCCGUGACCGUGCUGGUCUCGUCGCCUCGCAUUGACGCGUAUAAGCACGCACCGCUGGUGAUUCAAAAGCAGGCGCGGCGCCAGCAAACACAGCGUGUGCCGAAAGGCCAAAGCGAUGGGAGCUGGCGGGAGAAUGAGGGAGUGCGUCGCUUCCAGGCGCACUGGACAGCUUUGUUCGAAUGGGCUGAGUGUGUUGCGCCUGAUAUGGAGGCUGGCGAGGUGCACGACCGUGUCCGCCAUGACCAACCGCCUGUCGGUGCCGCUCAGGAGUUUGCCAAGACGCCCCAUGCCGAGCUGUGGAUGGGUCCUUGGAGCCUUGAUGAGCUGGAAGCUGCUCGUCCCCCAAGCCUGGAUGCGGUGGAAAUGAAGGAGGCGUAUACCAAUUGGGGCGGCAUUCCGCGCUACGUCCUGGAGAACGCGAAGCGCUGUGGCGCUGCGCGGCUGCUCAGCGCUGCGGGUGCUGUGGCGCUGCAUGGCUCUGUGGUGUUGACCACCUGCAUGGCUCUGCGGCGCUGCACGGCACGGAGCAGCUUUGCGGUGCUGUGUGACUCCAUGGCUAUGUGCGGCACUGCAGCACUGCAUGGUUGCACAGUGCCGCAUGGUUCAGCACCGGUGAAGUCCGUCCAGCGAAGGCUGAAGGACACAGUCAGCUCCUGCAACCCCGAGGAGGUUCUGCGGUGGGCCGCACAGGGGAUGGAGGCCGCACCCAUCGUCAGCCACACGCUGCUGCAUGUGAAGGUGGAUGGCAAGUGCCAGAAGGUGGCCGUCGAUUUCGGCUCGGAGGUGAUCGCUGAGACAGUUCUCAAGAAGCUUCAGGCUGAGGGGACAGAGGCCAUACGGAAGUGGGUGGAGAGGGCGGCAAGUGAUCCGUCCUUGGCGACGCUGCGGGGUCGCGUUUUUAAGGCAUCCUGCCACGUUCGCCUGUCCGAGGGCGGCACGUUCCGAGUGCGGAAGCUCUCCGGCGAAGAGCCAACCAGCCCGGCGGAGAGCCUGACGCUGCCGCCUACUAUGCGCCUGGACGUCCGGGACCUGGCUGCGGCGUCGCCUGGCUCCCUCCUCAUCCAGCAGCAGCAGAACUUUGCCGCCAUUGACAGCGUGCUGGUCCGGCCUGCGGCUGCUGGUGGCGCGGCACCCCAGCCGCCGCAGGUCAUGCUCAUCCAGGUCACCGUCGCCAGCUCCCACCGCAUCAACAUAAACGGCCUCUCCACCGCGGUUGACCAGCUGCCAGAGUCAGUUAAGAAGAUGACCAAAGCGCUCUUCUUCGCCGUGCCGCCUGACAUCUUUGCGUCAUUUCCUGCGCAGCAGUUUGAAGGCUCGGGGGAGUUGCCUAAGCCGCUGCUCAAGAUCCAACAGUACGCCCUGGAGGUGCCCAUGAAAGGCCGCAUGGCGGUGGUGGGGGCCGGCGCCGACGCCGACGUGGCAGCUGGCGAGGAGGGAAUGGAGCAGCCAGCGGCGCCGUGCAGCAGCAAGAGGCGGCACGGCGUGGAGUCUCCGGCUGCUGAGCCAGAGGCUGCGGUGGGCAAGGAGGGCAGCGCGGUGAAGGGGACGGUGGCGGAGCACGGGCCCAGCUGUAACUUGAGGCAGCGCGGCAGAAAGCCCGAAGUCACUGCGGGCAAGGAGGGCAGAAAGGCCCAGUCCGUGGUGGCGGGGCGGCAGCAGCCAGCGCCCGCAGAGCAUGACGGAGGCUGCGGGGAGGCUGCAGGCAAGGCGAAGGCCAAGGACAAGGACAAGGGCAGGGCCAAGGCAUUAAGAUAUAGCUUAGUACAAGACGCACUAGAUGGGGAUGCCAUUGGAGAAAGCAGCGGUGACAAGUUGGCUGCUGACGUGUCGUAG